AAAUUUUGGAGUGGAUUGAAUAUAAUAGAUUUGAAAAUGUUGAAUAUUUGGCCAAAGGAGGAUUUGGAACUAUUUAUAGAGCAAUUUGGAAAGAUGGAUAUAUAAAAAAUUGGGAUUCUGAAAAUAAUCAAUGGAAAAGAAGUAAAAGUUGUGAUAAAAAUCAUGAAAAUUUUCCAGUUGUUUUAAAAUGUUUACAUAAUUCUCAGGAUAUUUCAGACUUUUUAAGAGGAGUAAGUUACUUGUUUAUAUAAUUAUUAGGAUAUUGUCCUUUAUAAAAGCUAAACUGAUUAUUAUUUAUUAUUUAUAAAUUCAUUUUUAGAUAGAAUCAAAUCUUUUUACAUGUUACCAAGAUAAUGUAAUUCACUGCUAUGGCAUUACUAAAGAUCCAGAAUCUAAUAAUUUUAUGAUGGUAAUGCAAUGUGCAGAAAAUGGCAAUUUAAGACAGCGCUUAAAUUAUAGUUUUAAUUCUAUGAAAUGGGGAGAAAAAUUGGAUAUUUUACGAAGGAUUGCAAUGGGCCUUGAAAACAUUCAUGACAAAGGAUUAGUUCAUUGUAAUUUUCAUUGUGGUAAUAUAUUAAAUAGUUAUAAUAAUUUUACCCUUAUUUCUGAUUUAGAAUUAUGUAGACCAGCAAAUUUAAUACCUUCUCAAGAUGACUAUAAAAAAAUAUAUGGAGUGUUACCCUAUGUAGCGCCUGAAGUUUUAAGAGAAGGAGAAUAUACUCAAAAAAGUGAUAUUUAUGCAUUUGGAAUUAUUGCAUAUGAAGUCUAUACAGGGCUUCCUCCUUAUCAUGAUAUUGCUCAUGAUAAAAUCUUAGCUAUUAGCAUUUGUCAAGGGCUUAGGCCAAAAUCUAGUUAUAAAAUUCCUCAAGUAAUUUUGGACAUAAUUAAACAAUGUUGGGAUGCUGAUCCUUUAAAACGACCUUACGCAGGAAAAUUUCGUGAAUUAUUAGAUGAUGUAAAUAGUGAUGAAUUCAAUAAGCAAAGUGAAGAAGCAGAUAAAAUUAAUGAGAAGUUAACUUCCACUCUUUCAUAUACUACAAAUCCUCAUGCAGUUUAUACAAGUCGACUUUUAGACUUUAAAAAUCUACCAGAACCAAAAAAUGCUAUUGUUAACAAAGAUGAUGAUAAUUCAAUUCAAUUGGAGAAUAUUCAGAAUCCAUAGAAGCAAUAGAUUUUACUAAACUCGACCUAGACGAAAACAACCAAAGAAAAAGAAAAGGAAGAAAAUUUACAAAUAUACAGAAUAUAAAUUUCUUUAUUUGUGUCUAUUAUUUACUAUUUAUUUCUUUAUCA
Molecule: messenger RNA, 1293 nt
Organism: Rhizophagus irregularis DAOM 181602=DAOM 197198
Lineage: Eukaryota; Fungi; Glomeromycota; Glomeromycetes; Glomerales; Glomeraceae
Source: RefSeq, a predicted model, not a curated record